AUGGAUGCAAAUUCGGAAAAUGAAAGCUAUGAUCCAUCUACCGACCCUAAGAGGAAAGCUAAAUCAAAUGAUCCGGGAUGGAAGUAUGGUUUUUGGCCGGACUUGGCAAACAAAGAUUUAGUCGAAUGUUCACUUUGCCACAAACAAAUGCAUUCGGGAAUCAAAAGACUAAAACAACACUUGGCGGCGGGUUACGGAGAUGUUGCUAAAUGCCCCAAAACAACUACGGAGAUUAUGAGGGAAAUGCAACAAUAUAUGCAAGGCACAUCAAGAAUGAAGAGAUCAAGGGUGGUCUUGGAUGAUAAUGUGGAUGAUGAUGUGCAAGAAUUGGCAAGGGAAGAAACACAACCAUCUUCUAACGAUUCCGUUACUUAUCCAAGUUCCGGGACGGCUAGUAAGAGAAAACAAACCAUGUUAAGAUUUGCAGAACCGCAACCGAGAGUAGGAAAACAAACUCAAUCCGUUGCAUCACUACUUAGAAAGACCCCUGAAGAAGUAGUUGAUGAGAGGCAUUCUAAGGGUCCUACUCAAAGAACAAUGGAGGCUUGUACGAAGAGUAAGGAAGAAACAAAGAGGACAAUGCUACAUAUAGCAGAUUUUUUUUAUGAGAAUGGCAUACCAUUUAAUGCGGCUAAUUCAAGAAGCUUUGAAGUAAUGGUUGAAUCAAUUGGACAAUGGGGGCCGGGAUUGAAGCCUCCUAGCUUUCAUGAGUUACGAGUACCCCUCCUUUUGGACUCAAAGGAAGCGACUGAUAAGUUGAAAGAAAGACAUAGAGUUUCUUGGAAGCAAUACGGGUGCACACUCAUGUCUGAUGGGUGGACCGAUAGGAGAGGUAGACAUUUGAUUAAUUUUCUUGUGAAUAGUCCCGAGGGGACUUUUUUCUUGGAGUCGGUUGAUGCAUCGAGUGAGUCACACGAUGCAAGAAUGUUAGCUGGAUUGUUGGAGCAAAAAGUUGUAGAAGUUGGGAAAGAAAAUGUCGUUCAAAUAGUGACCGACAAUGGAGCAAACUAUAAAGCCGCGGGCAAACUGUUGGAGGAGAGGAUUCGGACAUUAUUUUGGACUCCUUGUGCAGCACACUGUCUUGACCUCAUGCUAGAGGACAUUGGGAAGAUGACGGAGUUCAAGUCCAAGAUUGCAAGUGGUAGAAAUAUUACCACUUUUAUUUAUAGACAUGGGCGAAUCCUUAGUGCCAUGAGAGAGCAUACGGGUGGGCAAGAUCUUGUAAGAGCUGGAGCUACUCGAUUCGCCACAGCAUUCCUCACUUUACAGAGUUUGUACAAGCACAGAAAUGCAUUGAGAGCUCUAUUUGUUAGUGAGGAUUGGGUUCGCUCAAAAUUAUCCAACACCGAAGCGGGUAAAAAGGUGUGUGAGAUCGUGUUGUCGACGAGAUUUUGGACUGCGGUUGAGGAUUGCUUGAGGGCAUCACAUCCCAUUCUGAUUGUGUUGAAGAUCGUUGACGCUGAUAGUACUCCAGCUAUGCCCGAGCUUACGAUGGCUAUGUUGACUGCUAAGAAAAAGCUCAAUGAAUCAUUUGCAAGCAAGCCAAGGCUAUUGGGAAAGUUGAUGGCUAUUGUAGAACGAAGAUGGGAUGAUCAGAUGGGAGUGGAUUUGUAUGGAGCCGCCUUAUUUUUAAAUCCCUCUAAAUACUUUGACCUUAAGGCGACGGAUACUACAUGUGCUCGUAAGCAACGAGCCAUGUUCAAUGCAAUCCUUCAUAAGAUGAUUGACGAUGAUGACUUGCAAGUGAAGAUCAGCAAUCAAGCAGAUAACUACGAUAAUAUGAGGAAUGACUUAGGAAUGCCAUUAGCAGUCAAGCAACAAAAAGCAAAGACUCCUCUUGAUUGGUGGAAUGCUUUUGGUGGACUUAGCAUUGAGCUUCAAACACUAGCAAUGCGCAUCACAAGCCUUUGUUGUUCAUCUUCCGGUUGUGAGCGCAAUUGGAGCACAUUUGAAUUUAUCCAUACAAAGAAAAGAAACCGCUUAGAGCAUAAAAGAUUGAACGACUUGGUCUAUGUUCAAUACAAUCGCAAAAUUGCAAGUAGGUUUCAAAAGAUGCGUGAACAAGGCUCCAACUUUAAUCCAUUGGUCUUAGAAGAGUUCCAAUGGGACAAUGAAUGGAUUAAUGGUGGUGAAUCUAGUGAUGAUGUUCAUCCCGGGGGUGAUCUUUCAUGGAGGCAUGUUGAUGAAGCAAGUGGUGCAUCAUACAAUCUUGAGGGCUCUCAUCUUUCUACAAGAGCUCACGCGGGGGAAGGUUCACGUGCACAAAUGUUGAGCUAUUCACGACGCCGCAAUGCUUCUACUAGUACUCCUUCUAGUUCUAGGAUAGAUGAGGAAGAACAAAAUGAAGAAGAGCAUUUUCCUAAUGAUGAUGAAGACAUUGAAGAUAAGGAUGAUGUUCAAGAUAAUGAUGAAGUGGGAAAUGAAGAUAGUAAUGAUGGCAAUGGAAGAGAAACAAAUAUUGAUGACUUCUUGAUGGACCUUUGA
Ipomoea nil (Japanese morning glory) is the source of this 2484-nucleotide messenger RNA. RefSeq lists its product as uncharacterized. The transcript is spliced from 3 exons. The coding region runs from base 1 to 2484 and encodes 827 amino acids. The record is from RefSeq and is a predicted model, not a curated record. NCBI's taxonomy places the organism in Eukaryota, Viridiplantae, Streptophyta, Magnoliopsida, Solanales, Convolvulaceae. Gene Ontology annotation, molecular function: protein dimerization activity; DNA binding.